Molecule: messenger RNA, 777 nt
Organism: Aspergillus bombycis
Lineage: Eukaryota; Fungi; Ascomycota; Eurotiomycetes; Eurotiales; Aspergillaceae
Exons: 1
Coding region: 1-777 (258 amino acids)
Source: RefSeq, a predicted model, not a curated record
AUGGAAUCUCACGCCCCAGAAAGACGAGAACCAUUCUGGUCCUAUUUCAGCACCCUGGUCCGUAGAAUGAAGCCCCUUCCACACGGGAGCCCCGCCUCCUCCGAAGUAACCCCGUUCCGCGAGGAAGCCUUCACAACAGGCGUGAUAAACCUGCACGGCUGCACCAGUGUUAUGAUCAUCACGGAGAAAGGCAUCUACAACUCCCAUUUCUGGGACGGCCCAUCCUUCUCCCAGAGCACCAUCCCAAUCCGUGGCCCGGUAAUCUUCGAAGAUGACGUCCUACACCCGAUAAAGCACGGCCUCAGCUUUCUCACCUCCGAUGGAACCCUCCGCGAAGGACCCCCGGCAUGCAACCAAAUCAUCAAAGACGACGACGAGCCCCUCGCGUUCAUAUUUAGUCCGAAGCAACGGAACUCGCUGUGCAUGCAGUAUCCUGUGCAGAUAGCUGACAUCGCUCGCGCGCUCCGGGAGGUCUUGCCCAGUGUCCGUGUGAAGGUUGUGGGGUAUGUUAAUGUUGGUCGGAUGGACCCAGUUCUUGGGGAUUCGGAUCAUAUUGAUCCCAACUGUGGAGAUAUUGGGCAGCUGGAGGGGAAGGUGGUGGUUGAUUAUCAGCCUAGGGCUAUAAUGCAGGAUGGGAGGGAGAGUUCGACGGUGGAUAUUUGGAUUGGGGAUGAGGAGGAAAGGGUCUUUAGGAAGGAGUGGGCGAGUGGGGAGUUAGUUGAGUUGGGGGUUUGUGCUUGUUGUUGUGGUUGUUUAAGUGAAGAUCUCGUGAGGUGA